UAAAAAUCAGGAAUUAAUGUAGUGCCUAAUGCAAUGUGUAAUAAUAUCAGAUUAAGCGAGCAACACACUACUAGCUGAACAUAAACGCAUUCAAUUUAAUUGGAAGCCGGCCAAACAUUUGUGCAAAGGAUUCGUCAUUAAAUAACUGGUCAACAAAAGCAGUUGAAAUCAUUUUAUACAUUUUUGGCCAAUAUAUUCAGCGACAAAUUGUUGCGGCUUUAACUACGAGCGCGAUUAUAUCAAGAAUCAAAGUGUGAAAUUCGCCGUAGCCGCAAAAUUCGCGAUUUCAACUGUCAUCGGUUAACAACAACAACAACAACAAUAGCAGACUGCGGAUGCAGCAGCUGCUCUAGCGCAUUUAUUCGGGGCGCGACGUAAACCCUAUAAAAAGAACAUUUCAACAAAAACAAAUACAAUACAACACAUAUUGGUAAAAGCUGUUAAAAAAAACUCAAACAUGUUGGCCUUCCACAACGAGCACAUAGCGAGUUGCGCUUUUCUGACCUACUUCAGUCCGGAGAGCUCAACAACAGCUGCCAAUUCGCCAACAUCUGCCACGCAGACAACGCUUUACAAUGAUAAACAGUCUAUAACAGGGGUUGCGUAUCCUUGUGGCGCCCUGAGCCUGCGACGCAUGCGUUGGCAACAGCAUCAGCAGCAGCUUAAAAUGCAUAAGCGCCAGCAGUUGCAUGGUGCCGCUCCCUAUGCGCGGCUGCAACACCAUCAACAACAACAGCAGCAGCAGCACCAGCAACAGCAGCAGCAAUCAGUAGGCCUUGGCCUCAUCAGCCGCCGUCGCAACAAUUUGCGAGAAAUUUAUAAAACGCAUGCAAUUUGCUAACAACAAUUGACUGCCUCUACCGAAGCAGUAGCAGCAGCAGCAACACCAACAGAAAUAACAACAACAAUAAGUAGUAAUGCGCCAGUU
This is a messenger RNA of Drosophila busckii, 928 nucleotides long. Its product is annotated as AT-rich binding protein. The transcript is spliced from 5 exons. The coding region runs from base 458 to 841 and encodes 127 amino acids. NCBI's taxonomy places the organism in Eukaryota, Metazoa, Arthropoda, Insecta, Diptera, Drosophilidae. The record is from RefSeq and is a predicted model, not a curated record.